Lasiodiplodia theobromae is the source of this 1053-nucleotide messenger RNA. RefSeq lists its product as uncharacterized. Lineage: Eukaryota; Fungi; Ascomycota; Dothideomycetes; Botryosphaeriales; Botryosphaeriaceae. The record is from RefSeq and is a predicted model, not a curated record. The coding region runs from base 1 to 1053 and encodes 350 amino acids. The transcript has 4 exons.
AUGGCUCCUGCCGCUUCACUCGCUUCUCGCGCUGCCGACGAGCCCAUGGUCGGGCGACCAACAAAUCCCGAUGGUCUGGUCCUCGAGGCAUGGGCUCAGGGCUACAUGGUCGGCAGUUUGGUCAUCAUGACCUGCAUCACCAUCGCCAACAUGCGCCGUGGCGUGCUCCUGCACAAGCUCAUUCUCAUCGAGCUCAUAAUGGGCAUGUUUCACGGCACCUUUAUCUUCGCCCACGAGCCAUACUAUGGCUGGUAUCUCUCGUCCACGGCCAUCUUCCUCAACGCAUCCUGGUGCCUGCAUAACAUCAUCGCCUGGCUGAAGAACAAGCCCUUCCUCUCCCGCAAGGUCUCCAUCUUCUAUAUCACCACUGUCGUCAUCGCCCUUGGCUACUGGGUCCUCGAGAUCUAUGCCAACUUCGCCUUCUUCAACAACAUUAACCGGAUUUUCCUCAAGACCCGCCCGUGGGAAGCCUUGUUCCGUGACCCAUGGUGGAUCUUCACGACGAUCAACCUGAUCUACAAUAUCCACACGCGCUACGACCUGUCCGUCUGGCACAUCGUGCGCAUCUCGCCGCGCUUCGGCGUGCUGCUCGCUUCCAUGCUCCUUUCCAUCCUCUUCAUCAUCGUCGAUAUUCUCGCCGUCACCCGCGUCUUCAAUGCCCACGCCCUGCCUGACGGAAUAAAUCCCUUCUGGAAGCUUGCCUUUGUCUUCAAGUGUCUGACCGACACCAUCGUCCUCGACGACUUCAAAACUGCCCUCGAUCGACUCAGCAAGGCGAGAAAGCGGCAGCUGAGCAACGGCCCCGACGCCCUGGAGGACGGCAAUGUUGAGGGCGUUGACGGCUGGGCCCAUGGGUGGAAGGGCGUUGGUAGCGGUGGCUCGCCGAAAGAAGGCAAGGUCAGGAGAAUGAGCCCGGCGACGCAAAGGGUCGAGGACAUCAAGUUCGCCGACAGAGAUGAGGAGCAAGAUGUCGUUGCACCCUUGAGCUUGGAAGAUGCUCUGAGAUUGCCCAGAAGAUUGGAAAGUGGGCAUUCCGAGAGACGCCUGAUUUGA